AAGACUGUCGGACCGGUUGGUCUAGAGAGUGUGAGCGAUUGUUAGGAUUGGUUAACAAAAACAAGGAAGGAAGAGAAAGCAAAAGAGAAAAGAAGAGACACAGUUACAGAUGAGGUGGAGAGAGUCACAAUUUGGGACUGAGGGAUGAGAGUGAGAUGAAGGGAUUUGUUUGGCAGUAGAGCUAAAGAGGGAGGAAAAUAGAAAGAGAGGAGAGAGGGAGAGAGAGAGAGAGAGAGAGGGCAGUGGGAGGGAGGAGAGUCAGAGGAUCCAGCCCUCUGGGACAGCAGUAUGUGUUUUGGGGGUGGACAGAGUGGCUUUGUAUGCAGAACAUCACCGGACACCAACGGGAGGGACGCUGUCAGUUGUUCUCUGUGUGUGUCUGUAGUGAAACCAGACCUACCUCUGAUCCCUGUGCCACACACACUCCUCCAUCUGCUGCCCAGGAGUCUGCCUUCUGCUUCCUCUGGACUCUCAGAGUGUUUGAAUGUGUGUGAGAGAGGCUGAUUUGCGGAGGACAGGAGCAAGAGGCUGUGAUGUGGAACUUGUGGGAUUAAACUUUUUUGACAGCGAUGGAUUGGAGCCCGGAGACGAGGACUGAGAAGCUCCACUAAAACCACCCCGUCUUCUCCUGGCUUGAUUUUCUGUAUUUCUACAUCUGGACUUUGUCCACGACCGUUGCGUGUGUGUGUGCAGCCCAUGUGGGCAGUGAGGGAUGUGGAUCUGAGCAAACCCCACGCCCCGAUGCCCGCUGCUAUGCUGCCAUGCCCCGCGGCCGGGUCUGACUGGAGCUUCCAGAACCCGGUGGGGGUGGACUGCAGCUCCCCCGAACCUCGCUGCAUCUGGCUGGCAGUACUCCGCGGUAACACUGGUUCAGUGUCGUCGCCCACGCCGACCAGCAUGCCCAUUGGGCACAGCCAGAGCUCUCGCCAGCCCAGGGCUAAGGGGCGGAGGGAUGGUCUCUCCUCAGCCGGUGACAACCCUCGGCCGCCGAUGGCGACCCGGCCGGGAAGGGAGGGGGUCGGCGUGGGCUGGAAGGGUCCCCGGACGCUGGUUCUCCAAAAGAACUCCCAGGGUUUCGGCUUCACGCUACGCCACUUCAUCGUUUACCCUCCAGAGUCCGCCCUACACACAAACCUCAAGGAUGAGGAGAACGGUAACGGAAAAGGGUAUCAGAAAGGUCGAAUGGAGCCGAUGGACACCAUAUUUGUGAAAAGCGUCAGAGAAAAGGGUCCGGCCCACCAGGCAGGCUUGUGCACAGGGGAUCGGCUGGUGAAAGUGAACGGAGAGAGCGUUUUAGGAAAGACGUACUCGCAGGUGAUCGCUCUCAUCCAGAACAGUGAGAGUGUGUUGGAGCUCUCCAUUAUGCCAAAAGAUGAAGACGUGCUGCAGUUGGCAUACUCCCAGGAUGCCUACCUGACAGGCAACGAACCCUACUCAGGGGGAGCUCAGCACCUCCCGCCACCGCCUCCCCUCUGCUACCCACGCUCCAAGACCACCCCCCCUGCUGGAGCCCCUCCGUCUGCCCCUAUGGGCCAGAACCAGCUGGAUAACUGGAGUCGCUGGCCAGGCUCUUCUAGCCCAUCUUCACCUCUGGAUAACCGCUCGGCUGUGGGCAGUCCCGCCAGCUGGCAGGAAGGGCGAUCAGGGGAGCCAGGCGGUGUGGGUCACAGCAGCCCAGCCCACCGCACAGAGGAGAUCCAGUACGGUAUGACCAGCCAGCAGCCUCAGGGGCAGACCAGGGGGCGCUCCUACUCUUCAUCUUCUUCAUCAGGAGGCCUUCUUUCCAGCCCGCUGCAAGUCCACUACCCUAAUCACCAUGGAGCAGGAUCCUCGCAGGCUCAGCCGCGCAAGUCCAGCUCAGCCUGGACCAGCCCCCCUCUCCCACAGCUCAGCCAAGGCCGCAAUGAGCGCUGCCAGCAGGCCCUGUCGGACUGGUACUACAACCAGAUGCCUGAACGCCCAGAACGCAGCAUGCAGACUCGCCACCGCAGCUACUCCCAGGAUCGGCUCAGUGAAAGCAGAAGGCAGCAGCAGCGGACAGGUGCCUGGCCGCACAGCGCCUCCCAGGACACUCUGCUGUUACUACAGCAGUCAGGACCGGGACCUCAUGGAGAGCCCUACUGGUCCUACGGAGACUGGGAAGGGGGUCCGGGUAGGGGCCAAUCAGCCUCUAAUUAUACCCGAACGCGCUCUGAAAACCUGCUGGCCCAGUACGAUCGCCACGGCCGCUCGUUAGAGAUGCUGGACCGAGCAGCAGCUGGACUUGUCUCACCUCGGUUUGAGAGGCCUUCAUGGCACCAGCAGGCUCUCCAGCCGCCUCCAAGGACUGACGCCUACCCGAGGCAGGGGAGCCAUUAUGGUGCAGCACAGGCUCCUCCAAUGUCCCGACCGUCACAUUCUAAACACCACCCGCAGACUCACACCCAGGCCCAAUCCCAGCCUCAGCCCCAGCAGCCCGCCCCCCAAAGCAGACGACUUCCUCCCGGGCAGAGCAUGGACGACCAGCCAGUUGGGUAUCGCAGCUACAGCCCCUCUUUUUACCGCAAGACGGGCCGCAUCAUGCAGCAAGCCCACUCUUUCAGGGACCCUUCAUACUCUGGCCCCCACAUGAACUGGAACCCAACACCUAAAAGCCCCCCAGAGGGCACAGCAGCACCCCUUACUGCCUCUACUUCAUCCCCUCAUGCCUCUGCCUCUCCCGAAUCCCAGGACAGAGCGUACAGGCCGACAAACCACGAGAGGGAACGAGGGUCAGUGGAGGGGCAAGCGGAGGUGGUGGCACAGACGCAGGAAGUGGUGAUGCGGCAAAAACCUCCCACUGGACGGAGGAACGCCUACGGUAUGCGUCACCCCCACUACGCGCUGCCCAUGGACGGGCUAGAACCCUCUUUGUUUUCACCAGAUCCCCCAGACUCAGCUCCUGCCCCCGGUUCCACAGGAGAUGUUGCCCCACGCAAACCAAACGGCAACCUUGCCCCCCUCCCCAUCGAGGAUGACUCGCUGGCCUCCAUCCCCUUCAUAGAUGAGCCAACCAGCCCCGGCGCUGAUUUGCGCGCCCGCCACGUGCCGGCGUCCUCCGUGGUGUCCAGCGGCAUGAGUUCGGCGCCCGCCGUGGUCACCAGCCCCGCCUCCCCCACCUUCACCUUCCCCCUCACUAGGCUCUUCUCACACGACUGCAGCAGUAUUAAAUCCAGUCGCCGUUCCUCCUAUCUUCUAGCCAUCACCACCGAGCGCUCCAAGUCAUGCGACGAAGGACUAAACUCGUUCAGGGAGGAAGGACGAGUCUUCUCGAGGCUACCAAAGAGAGUGAAGAGUUUCUUCACAGACGGGUCUCUGGACAACCUGGGCACAGCAGAGGAGGUUCGAUCCAAACGGCACUCCACCUCAGAGCUUGGUAACAUCACUUACAGCGACGUACGACGAGAAGGAUGGCUGCACUACAAGCAGAUCCUCACAGAGAAGGGCAAGAAGGUGGGCAGUGGCAUGCGUCCGUGGAAGCGAGUCUUUUCGGUGCUUCGCUCCCAUUCACUCUUCCUCUACAAGGACAAGAGGGAGGCGGUGCUACGGGGUGCGACGAUUGGCAGUUCGGCCGAUGACGAGCAGCCAAUCAGCAUCCGGGGCUGUCUGGUGGACAUCGCAUACAGUGAGACCAAACGGAAGCACGCCCUGCGGCUGACCACACAGGACUUCUGUGAGUACCUGCUGCAGGCGGAGGACCGGGAGGACAUGCUGGACUGGAUAAAGGUCAUCAGGGAGAACAGCAAGACGGACAGCGAGGAGCUCGGCUUCUCCGGACAGGCCCUCAUCAAUAAGAAGCUGAAUGAUUACAGAAAACAGAGUCCAACAGGUAGCAAGCCCGACUCCUCUCCCAGGCUACCCCGCAUGAAGCCUCCAUUCCUCCUCACCAAGACAGAAAACGCUGUGGGGGCGCCACGCUCACCCAAACCAGACGGCAAAGAUGAGAGCGGCCCUCCGAAGUCUCCAUGGGGAAUCAACAUCAUGAAGAAGACAAAGAAGGCCGGCCCCAAAGCUUUCGGCGUGAGGUUGGAGGACUGUCAGCCGGGUGUGAAUAACAAGUUCAUCCCGCUGAUCGUGGAGAUCUGCUGCGGCCUGGUGGAGGACAUGGGUCUGGAGUACACCGGGAUCUACAGAGUCCCCGGGAACAACGCCAUGGUGUCGAUGCUUCAGGAUCAGCUCAACAAGGGCGUCGACAUCAACCCUGCAGAGGAGAAGUGGCAGGACCUCAACGUCGUCAGCAGUUUACUCAAAUCCUUCUUCAGGAAACUCCCAGAGCCGCUCUUCACCAACGACAAGUACAACGACUUCAUCGACGCCAACCGGAUGGAAAAUGCAUCAGAAAGACUAAAAACCAUGAAGAAACUGAUCCGAGACCUCCCAGAUCAUUAUUACCACACUCUGAAGUUCCUAGUCAGCCACCUGAAGACUGUAGCCGACAACUCAGAUAAAAACAAGAUGGAGCCUCGUAACCUGGCUCUGGUGUUCGGGCCGACUCUGGUCCGGACGUCUGAGGACAACAUGAAAGAUAUGGUCACACACAUGCCUGACCGCUACAAGAUAGUAGAAACGCUCAUCCAACAUGGCAUCUGGUUUUUCACCGAAGAGGCAGACAAGGAUGAGAAGACGCCGGUGGACACGGAGGACGUGCAGCCCGCCCCCAACAUCGACCACCUGCUGUCCAACAUCGGCAGGACCGGUUUGCUCGGAGAGGCCUCAGACUCAACCAACAGUGACUCAGCUAAAUCAAAGGGGUCGUGGGGGUCGAAGAAGGACCUCACAGCCAAGGACUUCCUGACUCUGUCCAUCAUGUCAGCUGUUACGGGCCGCAAACGCAGGAAGCGCCACAACGGCCGCCGCGUGGGCAGCAGCACCGACGACGACUCGGAGCACGAGCCAAUCAAAGCCGGACAUCUAGGCGCAGAGGAGGAAGAGGAGGCGGAGUCGCCUGUUGGAGACACGGCUCCUCGAGCGGAGGGAGAGGAGGAUGACGAUGAGGAAGAGGAGGAAGAGGAGGAGGAAGAGGAAGACGAGGAAGUUGUAGAGAGCGUAGCGAAAGAGGAGGUAGAAGAGGAGGUGGUGGCGGUUAUUCCCAGUCGCUGUACAGAGGAAGAGGAGGCAGGAGGAAGGCAGGCAGGCAUGUUGUUGCAGGAGGAGGAGGUGCGGGCGGAGGUGAAGGGGCCGCCGUGGCGAGCUCCAGAGGACGCCCGCUCGAUUGUCUCAGGUUACUCCACCCUCUCCACGCUAGGGAGGAGCCUGGGGUCAGAGGGGAGGGGGGACGACGCCGACGACGAGAACAGUGAGCUGGUGAGCGAGACGGACAAUGAGAGCGGCUUCGCCUCGCGCUCCCUCACCCAGGAGAGACCCGACAAACACCCGAAGACGCCCGUGAGCUCGCCGCCGCCGGCAGCCCCGCGCAGCUUCCUCUACACACACUACAAACCCCCCGUUCUCUCACCCACCAACCUUCUCGCCCCGCCCACGGCCCUCGCUCACACACCAGACUCUGGGGACAGGAGCGAGGGAGGCGCUCGCUCCACCACGCCCUCCUCCUCGUCCUUCUCCUCCUCCUCCACCACGCACAAACUGCAUUCACGGCCUUCAUUCAACUCCCACAAGCUGAUCCAGUGUGACACUCUGGCCAGGAAGAAGCUCAAGUCGGAGAAGACCAAGGCUCGCUCUCUGGACCUGUUGGAGCUGUCUGCGGCUGCAGGUCAGAGCGACGGAGCCGGUUCUGGGUCGGCGAGGAAGGAGACUUCCAGAACCAACCCCUCCUCAGCCAGCAGCCAGGAGAGUCUGCGCCCGGCCCGACCCAAGGCUGUCCUGCCACCGAGCGAGGCGGCCUCCUUCACCCCGACUGGCCUGGGCGGCAGAUCACUAGCGGAUCACGUCCGCGCUCGUCUUCUGGGCUCCGCUGAUGACCUGCGCAGCGUAGGACUGCGAAAACCGCUGUCACCAGAGACGCGCCGGAAGAGACGAGCCUGGCGCAGACACACCGUGGUGGCCUCCCCGACUGAGACGUCCGACAAGAGACCCCCAAUAACUGUCAGCGAGUUCCCCCUGUCCCCUAUCACUCAGAACCAGGUCAAAUCACCAGGGCUGCCUCGGGAUGCAGACGGACUCGAGCAAGGAGCAGGUACACGUCAAGCUCCCACCUCCAGGUUCCACCAGUACCUGUGAGCCCUGCCAGCUGACCCCCCCCCCACCCCCCCACCCUGCACUCCCAGGCUUCUGAAGAGGGUCCAGACUGGGCUGCUGACUUCCUGCAGGUCAGUAGACCGGCAGCAGCGUGAACAGGGUCGCGGUCGGUUGCCAGGAGCAGCACAGUGUUCCAAUGAACAGCCCACUCUUUUGUUUUUUCCAUAAGCUCCAUUUGCAUGGCGAGGGGCAUUCCAGUGUUGCCAAAGCUUUUGUUUUUCUUUUUUUUUUCUUUUCGUAUAUGUGUGCUUUUAUAGAAACAGAACAGAGACACAAACUGACCUCAUCAAUCCAUUUUACCGCCAAGAAAACUCAUUUGAGUAGCAUCCCUCCCGUCUCCUCCACCUCCACAUGACUUAAAUUAAAGGGUUGAGUCCCUUCGAGUGACCAGAGGAGGACGCCGAAACACAGCUUCCCUCUGGUUCUUGAGAAAACGGUGCUUAUCGACAUUUAACAAUUAGACAAAUUUCUCUAAAUCGGUCACUUUCAAUUUCAAGGGGGAUCUCAGCUGAUUUUCCACAUCAGUCUUCCAGAUCUGUAACUCCUCAGACCACAGACACUGUUAACGCUCCCAUUUAUACUCCAGACAAGCCACCACAAACACACAAACUCCCGUCGUCUCUCUCUGCGUGUUAAUAAUGUUUAUGUGUGUUUUCGCAACAAUAUUCGUGACCAUGUCUGCGUGUGCAGGUGUUUUUGUGUUGAACAAUUUUUGUAACAUUUGUACAAAGCCUUGUUAAGUUAACCUUGUAAAUAUAAAUAUUAUGUUAUCAUAUUUGUUUUUACUUUUUUUUUUUUUAGUUCCUUUUUUUAUGGUUUACAAAAAGUGCACAACAAAGUGCACGGUCAUUUUGUUUUUUCAAGAUGUUACUUGAAAUGUUUCCCUUAAUAUAUUCUUUUUUUUUUGUUUUAUAUUCAAUAUAUAUAUUAUAUAUAUUUUGUAUUAAAGUUAAGAAAAAAGUACUUUUAUUGUGAUUUCACCUCUUUGGUGUACCUGUUCAAAGGAGACGAGAUACACAAGACUAAAACCUGUUACUUAUUUCCUCAUCGAUGGCCUUUUCGCUCUGAUUCUCAGCACUGUGCAGCGAACCUUUAGUCGUCUUUUCUCUUCCAGCGGUGACCACAGACUAUCUGUAGCGAGGGAAGAUGUGUAAUGAGUUAAUUAUUACAUUUUAUUGGACAGUUUGCAGGCAGCUCAGUGCCACACUGUGACAGCUGACCUCAUUUGUUUUGUCAUUCGUGCUUGGGAUCACUGAGCGUUGCCUCCACAGAUCGAGCUCCAGUUAAAGUAUCUUCCAAAUCUUUCUUCAGAGGAUUAGAAGCCCGACUGUGUUUUUUACAGACUGUUAAAACUGAUGUGCAGUGAACAUGAGCGGCUACAGUCUCACCUCUGUUGGGUGGUGAUGUGUGUUUUCCUCCUCACAUCCCCCUCCGAGGAUUCAUCUGUCCACACGUCUAAUCACCUCGGGGGGUUAACAUGACGAGGCGUUUUCCAUAAGGUCAGGCUCUGAUAAGUCCUCCCUCGACCGGCUGACUGUCGGGAAAAAUGGUACAUUAGAGGAAGCGAACACGGUUGUGUAUCUUUUGUUUUCAUCUCUCGGAAACUGGCAUCACAGAAAAACACAAACAAGGAGGCGCGACUUUCCCAAAGUCAUGUUGUUUUCAUCUGACCAAAUAACCCAGUGAAGAAGAAUAAUAAUAAUAGGAAUAAUAAUAAUAAUAAUAAAUAAGUUAUAGUCUUGUCUUACCUCAAGAUUUUUUUCUACAAGUGCCUGAUUUCUGGAAUGUGUUUUUGUUCUGCAGUGCCACGGUCGGCUCUUAUCUUUCCGUUUCCCUCUGUUGUUUCUGGGUCCCCUCCUUCCUCUCCUGUGGUUGAUGGUGGAACUAAAAGGCACUGACCCAAAGAUGUGUACAUUAACUAAGAGCGGUCUAACUGAGAGGCUGUUAAAAAAAAAAAAAGAGGAAAAUAAGGAAGAAGAAAGCACACUUCAAGCCAAGGACACGUCUAUGCACUCUCUUUGCCUUUAACGCAGGCAUUAAGAGCCAUUACCGCCGCUGCUCAGAGGGAAGAGGCGUACGACUCUCAGCUGCUUUUUCUCUUGACAAACUGAGCUCAUCUCUCUCCGCCUGGUGACCCCACAGUGUGUGAAAAUGGUACACCUAACAAACCCCCUACCCUCCCGAAAUAACCACGUCAGGUCGUGUUGGGCAACAAUUCGCUCUCCUCCAUCAACAAGUCGGCGUGUGUUUUGUCUGAAAUGUGACUCGCCUGAUGUCUCAUUGUUGUAUUUUUUUAAAAAACACGUUUUUUUUUUUGUACAUACUAUCUUAAUAUGUAACAUAUUGUAUUGUGUACAUUUGGAAUUGCUUUUUGAGUAUAACUAAUAUGAAAAAGACUGGACUUUUAAAAAAAAAAAAAAAGGUUGUCCGGCUGAAAACAGUUUCCCCUCACGGCUGUGUGCUUUAAAGCAAGGUUAUAUGAUGUAAAUAAACAGAACUAUGUUUAAAGAAAA
Molecule: messenger RNA, 8726 nt
Organism: Acanthopagrus latus (yellowfin seabream)
Lineage: Eukaryota; Metazoa; Chordata; Actinopteri; Spariformes; Sparidae
Gene: arhgap23a
Product: Rho GTPase activating protein 23a
Exons: 25
Coding region: 697-6195 (1832 amino acids)
Biological process (GO): signal transduction
Molecular function (GO): protein binding
Source: RefSeq, a predicted model, not a curated record